This is a messenger RNA of Drosophila rhopaloa, 570 nucleotides long. Its product is annotated as cuticle collagen 2-like. The record is from RefSeq and is a predicted model, not a curated record. The transcript has a single exon. Lineage: Eukaryota; Metazoa; Arthropoda; Insecta; Diptera; Drosophilidae. Bases 26 to 475 code for a protein of 149 amino acids.
CUGCUAGAUACAAACACCCAACAAGAUGCGUUCCUUCAUCAUCAUCGCCCUGUUCGCUCUGGUGGCCGUGGCCGCUGCUCAACGUGGACCUGGUGGACGCGGAGGUGGCCGCGGAGGUCCUCGAGGUGGACCUCAGGGAGGACCUCAGGGAGGACCUCAGGGUGGACCUGGUGGACCUCAAGGUGGACCUGGUGGACCUGGUGGACCUGGUGGACCUGGUGGACCUGGUGGACCUCAAGGUGGACCUGGUGGACCUGGAGGACCUCAGGGUGGACCUGGUGGUCCUGGUGGUCCCGGAGGUCCUGGAGGUCCAGGUGGUCCUGGUGGACCCGGACCAUGGGGUCCGCCUCCAAAUGCCACUACCACCACAUCGACAACAGAAGCCACCACUUCGACCACAUCGACGACAUCGACCACAACCACCGAAGCCACCACCACCACCGAAGCAACCACCACCACCGAGGCUUCGGCUUAAUAAGAGAGCUCGCAGCCAAUCUAAAAUCCAUUUUUGGCUUGUCCUCCUCCGCGCUUCCCUUGAUAUUAAUAAAAGUCUUUCUUGCAAGAAGUAAA